Molecule: messenger RNA, 1653 nt
Organism: Epithele typhae
Lineage: Eukaryota; Fungi; Basidiomycota; Agaricomycetes; Polyporales; Epitheliaceae
Exons: 3
Coding region: 1-1653 (550 amino acids)
Source: RefSeq, a predicted model, not a curated record
AUGCCAAGUCCUCAACAUUCGGUGCUUCCCAAUGCUCACAGAAUAUGGCAAAUUGACGAGAUCGCGUUCAGUCCGCCCGCGCUGGACAUUCUCUGGUACAAGCUGAACGGGCUAUCACCGCUUUUCAGUUUGCUCCCUUCCUCGAUCAAAGAAGAGGGCGUGGGUGCCACGGUGCUCAGUGACGCCAUACCGGACUCCGACUGGGCACGCAUCGCAUUGUACACUCGCCGAGUGCGCAAGCUGCACUACCAGAACGCCCACGGGCCCUGGGAGCACCUCGGCCAUGAUGCGCUCUGCGCUCUGCUCCGACGUGCGUACGCCGCGGACACGGCGCUCUUCCCCAAUCUGCAAGACCUCUCCUGGCUUCAGUUUAGCGCGACAGCGCAAUGUCUUCCAUUCGUCGCACCAUCUUUGCAGCGGCUGUCUCUUUACGUCUACCCCUCCGAUCCUCCAUCUCCGAUCACCGUCCAACAAGCGCCACCUGGCCACCCCGAGGUCGCACAUGGCUUGCCUCCGCGCACAGGCUACGGCGGUUUCAUCCCGCACCUUGCCUCCCGCUCUCCCGACGUCGAGGAGCUCGCCCUCGAAGGCGUCGACGCCCCCUUCGCCCUCGCCCCGCCCCCCACGCUGCCCGCCCCCGUCGCCUUCGCCCGGCUCCGCGUCCUCCACCUCGGCAGCAUCUCCACCCCCACCCACAUCGUGCUCGCGCAAUGCAGCGCGAUGCCUCGCCUCGCCUCGCUUUCCCUCACCUUCUCCAGCCACGCCCACCCCGACACCGCCCCCUCUCCGACCACCUCUCACGACGCUGAGAACGACGAUCGCCCCUCCCUGCGCGCGCUCGAAUCUCUGCGCGCGUCCGGCACCCCCGACCAGCUCGCGGCGGUGCUCGCCGCGACGACCGCGCCCGCCCUGCGCUCCGUCCACCUCGCGCUCUCCCUCCCGAGCACCGACGGCACGCCCAGCCCCGCGCGCUCCGACGCGGCGCCCCCGAGCACCGGCGCCGCCGCCGACUGCGCGCGCGCGCUCGCCCCCCUCGCCGCCACGCACGCGUCCACCCUGCGCGCGCUCCGGCUCGAGUGCGCAGCGCCCACGCGUUCCACCCACGCGCACGCCCCGCGCUCCGUCGCGGAGUACGUGCGCCCGCUGCUCGCGCUGCGCGGGCUCCGCCGCGUCGCGCUCGCGCUCCACGACCCCGCGGGCGUGGGCAUGGACGACGGCGACGCGGCGGAGCUCGCGCGCGCGUGGCCCGCGCUCGCCGCCCUCUUCGUCUCGCUCUCCGCGCCGCACCGGGAGCAGGAGCGCGCGCCGGUGCAAGGGCCGGACCCGCGUGCGCCGCGGCCCGCGGGGGUGCCGCGCCCGUCCGUCGCGAGCCUGCGCGCGUUCGCGGCGGGGGGGUGUGCCGCGCUCGAGUCGCUGCGGAUCCCGGUCGACGCGGACGUGGGGAUGCUGUGCGAGCCGGGGUGCGAGGUCGGCGCGGCGGAGGGCGGGGCGAGCAAUGGGGCGCUGAAGACGCUGUGGCUGGAGGGGGUGCGGUUCUCGCGCGCGGACAGCGGGCGGGUGGUGCCGUUCCUCCAGCGAUGCUUCCCGAACGUGGACUUGAAGCCGAUGGUGGAUGCGGGAGUUGUGCGCACGGACUUUGCUUGGCCCGUCUAG